AUGGCCGUGUUGUUGGUGGGCAGCGUCGCUGCCACAAUACCGAGCAGAACCUACUUGCCACCCCAAUACGUUGCCCAGCCGCAGCUGUUGGUGCAGCGUCCGCAGAAUGUCUACCUGCCACCUGCAGCUGCCUAUCGCCAGGUGAGCCGUGUGGUAUCGAUACCCGAGCGCACAUACUUGUCGCCCGCCGUACAGAUCGCACAGCCGCAAUAUAUAUCGCGACCUCAGCUGGUGGUGCAGCGUCCGGUGGUGCAGCAAGUGGUGCGUCCCCUCAAUGUCUACCUGCCGCCCGCUGCAGUGCAACGGCCAGCUGUAUCCAUUUUGUCGCAGCCACAGUAUGCAUCAUUGUCCCGCACAUAUCUGCCGCCCCAGGCAGCUGCAUCCGGCCUGGACGAGCAAUAUGAUAUUGAUUUGCACUAUCGAUUAUCCCUGCAGCAGCACUUUGUCCUGGCUCUGGCUUUGGUGGGUUGCGUCGCCGCCGAGGCGGGCUACAAUUACGCAGCUCCCGGUUCCUCUGUGGCUGCCUCUGCUCCAGCUCCAGUGAAGUCCUAUGUGGCACCUCAGGCUCAUCAAUAUGCGGCUGCUGCCUCUGCUCCAGCUCCAGCUCCAGCUCCUGCUCCUGCUCCUGCUCCUGCUUCAGUCUUCCAUGCUGCUGCGUCCGCUCCAGCUCCGACCAGAACUUAUGUGCCGCCAGCUCCUGCUCCUGUUGCCCAUCAUGCAGCUGCCUCUGCUCCCGCUCAGUCUUUUGCUCCAGCUGAGUCAGCUCCUGCUCCCCAUCAUGCUGCUGCUUCUGCUCCUGUGCAAUCCUUUGCCGCCCCAGCUCAGAGUUUCCAAGCUGCCGAUUCCUCGGAUUCCAACUAUGAAGCAGCUGCUUCUGCUUCAGGUCCUGCUCCUGCAGUCGCUCACUCCGGCUACGAGUACAGAACUGUGCGUCGCCGCGUCUACAGGCAUCGCGCCUAA
Molecule: messenger RNA, 960 nt
Organism: Drosophila montana
Lineage: Eukaryota; Metazoa; Arthropoda; Insecta; Diptera; Drosophilidae
Product: protein PRRC2C-like
Exons: 3
Coding region: 1-960 (319 amino acids)
Source: RefSeq, a predicted model, not a curated record